UCUGUGUUAUCACUGAGAAUGUUCCAUCUGUUGUUUCUCCCACUGCAGGUAUCUGGACUUCCCAGCUGACUGAGAGACCAGGCAGUGUUGUCUUCCCUACCAGUAGACUGAAUAACCAGACCAGACCAGACCAGACCAGGCAGUGCUCCCAGUGUAUCUGGACUGGACCAGGGACUAGUUGGCUUCAGUGACUGGACUCUGCAGUGUUACCAUCAGUAUUGGACUAUAUAAACUGUAUUUGAACUGACUGACCAGCUCCAGUGAUCUUCCCUCCUUACCUCCCAGCAGAAAACCCCUCAGACCCUUUUAAACCCAGACCCCUCCAACAGCCAGUCCACAUGGACACCACCUCAACCAACUGGCAGCAAGGCAUCCUGGGUAACGACAGUCUCAGCCUCCACCUCGACCGGCCGGGGUUCCACUCUGACAUCACCAAGCAUGUAGGAGUCCAGGCUGUUUUGAUCACAGCGUAUAGUCUAAUCAUCUUACUGGGCCUAGUAGGCAACGCCCUAGUCAUCUACAUGAUCAUCCGCUUCCGGAACAUGAGGACAGUCACUAACUUCUUCAUAGCUAACCUGGCCCUGGCCGACCUGCUGGUGGAUACGUUGUGCUUACCGUUCACACUGGUUUAUACCUUGCUCGACGAGUGGAAGUUUGGCGCGGUGCUGUGUCACAUGGUCCCGUUCGCCCAGGCGCUGAGCGUUCACGUAUCGAUCCUGACGCUGAGCGUCAUCGCUCUGGAGCGCUACAGGUGUAUCGUGUUCCACCUGGGCCAGCGCCUCACCUGGCGAAGCAGCCUGCUCAUCAUGGCUCUCACCUGGACGCUGUCCUCCAUGCUGGCCAGCCCGCUCGCCAUCUUCAGAGAGUACCGUCAGGAGGAGAUCCCGUCCAUCAACCUGAGGAUCUCAGUCUGCUAUGAGAAGUGGCCUUACGGCAGCAGCAGAGAUGGAGUCAUUUACAGCCUGUCUAUGUUACUGCUGCAGUACGUGCUGCCACUCUCCAUCAUCAGUUACGCCUACAUCUGCAUCUGGGUGAAGCUGAAGAACCACGUGAGUCCAGCGAGCCGCGUCGACGCCGUCCAGCGCAGGAAGAAGACCACCAAGAUGCUGGUUAUGGUGGUUGUAGUCUUCGCCACAUGCUGGCUACCCUUCCACGUGUUUCAACUAGCCAGUGACCUAGACCUGGUGCUCAGCUUAAGACAAUACAAGCUCAUCUAUACCCUCUUCCACAUUGUAGCCAUGUGCUCCACCUUCGCCAACCCGCUCCUGUACGGCUGGAUGAAUAAGAACUACAGGAACGGGUUCCUCAUGGUGUUCAGGUGUGAGGAUAAACCAGACAGUAUUCACCCUGAGGGAUCCUUCAGGACCCGGUCACUAAGAAGGAUGUCUCUGAACAGGAGGAACGGAGGACACCCUCCUACUGCCGUCUGAUUGAUCUGCCGUCUGAUUGGUUGAUUGAUCUGCCGUCUGAUUGGUUGAUUGAUCUGCCGUCUGAUUGGUUGAUUGAUCUGCUGUCUGAUUGGUUGAUUGAUCUGUCGUCUGAUUGGUUGAUUGAUCUGCCGUCUGAUUGGUUGAUUGAUCGUCUGAUUGAGGCUGCUGUAUGGAGUGAUAUUAGCACCAUUAGAAAGAGAAUCGGAGGCUGCUGUAAAAAAAUCUAAAAUAAGCCUUGUGAACCAUCUACUGUUUCUGUAGAGUGAACCAGAACGGCCCAUAGGGCAGGAGUCCAUCUACUGUUUCUGUAGAGUGAACCAGAACGGCCCAUAGGGCAGGAGUCCAUCUACUGUUUCUGUAGAGUGAACCAGACGACCCAUAGGGCAGGAGUCCAUCUCCUGUUUCUGUAGAGUGAACCAGAACGGCCCAUAGGGCAGGAGUCCAUCUCCUGUUUCUGUAGAGUGAACCAGAACGGCCCAUAGGGCAGGAGUCCAUCUCCUGUUUCUGUAGAGUGAACCAGAACGGCCCAUAGGGCAGGAGUCCAUCUCCUGUUUCUGUAGAGUGAACCAGAACGGCCCGUAGGGCAGGAGUCCAUCUCCUGUUUCUGUAGAGUGAACCAGAACGGCCCGUAGGGCAGGAGUCCAUCUACUGUUUCUGUAGAGUGAACCAGAACGGCCCGUAGGGCAGGAGUCCAUCUACUGUUUCUGUAGAGUGAACCAGAACGGCCCGUAGGGCAGGAGUCCAUCUACUGUUUCUGUAGAGUGAACCAGAACGGCCCAUAGGGCAGGAGUCCAUCUCCUGUUUCUGUAGAGUGAACCAGAACGGCCCAUAGGGCAGGAGUCCAUCUCCUGUUUCUGUAGAGUGAACCAGAACGGCCCGUAGGGCAGGAGUCCAUCUACUGUUUCUGUAGAGUGAACCAGAACGGCCCAUAGGGCAGGAGUCCAUCUCCUGUUUCUGUAGAGUGAACCAGAACGGCCCGUAGGGCAGGGGUCCAUCUCCUGUUUCUGUAGAGUGAACCAGAACGGCCCAUAAAUCACUUUGGAUUAAAGCGUCUGUUAAUAUAAUAUAUUGAUGUAUAAGUACACCCCCUGGACAGGACACUAUACUGCUGUAUGGAGUGAUAUUAGUGCCAACAGAAAGGAAAUCGGGAAUUGCUGCACUUAUUAUUGUUAAAGCAUCUCUUCAAUGAUGCUAGGACCAGGAGUUUUUCCUGACCUCACAACCGACCUGAGCAAGAAAAACUCUGGACCCUAUAGUUACCUGACCGUGUGGGAUAACUAGGAUAAACUCUGGACCCUACAGUUCCCUGACCGUGUGGGAUAACUGGGAUAAACUCUGGACCCUACAGUUACCUGACCGUGUGGGAUAACUAGGAUAAACUCUGGACCCUACAGUUCCCUGACCGUGUGGGAUAACUAGGAUAAACUCUGGACCCUACCGCU
Messenger RNA from Salvelinus fontinalis (brook trout), 2872 nucleotides. RefSeq names its product neuropeptide Y receptor type 2-like. The record is from RefSeq and is a predicted model, not a curated record. The coding region runs from base 339 to 1430 and encodes 363 amino acids. Lineage: Eukaryota; Metazoa; Chordata; Actinopteri; Salmoniformes; Salmonidae. Gene Ontology annotation, cellular component: membrane. Gene Ontology annotation, biological process: G protein-coupled receptor signaling pathway. Gene Ontology annotation, molecular function: neuropeptide Y receptor activity. The transcript has a single exon.